Molecule: messenger RNA, 591 nt
Organism: Penaeus indicus
Lineage: Eukaryota; Metazoa; Arthropoda; Malacostraca; Decapoda; Penaeidae
Exons: 5
Source: RefSeq, a predicted model, not a curated record
ACUUCCUCCUCCUCCUCCUCCUCAUCUUCCUCCUCUUCAUCCUCCUCCUCCUCCCCCUCUUCCACCUCCUCCUCCUCCUCCUCCUCUUCCUCUUCCUCCCCCUCCUCCUCCUCCUCCUCCUCCUCCUCUUCCUCCUCUUCAUCCUCUUCUUCUUCUUCUUCUUCUUUAUCAUCUUCAUCUUCUUCUUCUUCUUCUUCUUCCUCUUCGUCUCCUCUUCUUUCUUCCUCCUCCUCCUCCUCUCUCUCCUCCUCCUCCUCCUCUCUCUCCUCCUCCUCCUCCUCCUCCUCCUCCUCCUCCUCCUCCCCUGGAAUCUUCUGUCUGCAGCAAAAUAUAACCAGGGAUGCAAUGCUUCGCUGGGAUUCAGGUAUUUCACUUUUUUCCGGGAUGUCUCGCCGAGUGUGUCUGGGGCUCCUACGUAGAAGCUCGCUAUACACCCCACAGUAUACACAUAUCACCCUCAACCUAAGACUACUAAGUAACACCCAACACGUUGUUAUCCCAGAAAAUCCUUCGCGUAACACGGCCGCGCAGGUUCCCAUGGCCAGCACCUGUAACAGCUGCUAUAAAGAGAGAGGGGAAAAAGAACUUUGA